Messenger RNA from Phytophthora infestans T30-4, 741 nucleotides. Its product is annotated as polyadenylate-binding protein 2. Bases 10 to 687 code for a protein of 225 amino acids. The transcript has a single exon. Gene Ontology annotation, molecular function: RNA binding. The record is from RefSeq and is a predicted model, not a curated record. Lineage: Eukaryota; Oomycota; Peronosporomycetes; Peronosporales; Peronosporaceae.
CAAGUAGAGAUGGCGGACGAAGCGGUGGACGUGAACAAGCUGGAGGCUGAGGCGGCGAGUCUUGUGGGCGAAUCGGAGGCUUCCAAGACGGAUGGAGAGACCGCUGCUGCUCCCGAGGAGUCUACCGAGGCGGUAGAUGCCGAGAUCGAGGACAUGAAGCGUCGUGUGAAGGAGAUGGAGGAGGAAGCCGCCAAGUUGAGCGAGAUGCAGUCCGAGGUGGAGUCCCAGAUGGGCAAGAACACAGCUUCAACGCUUAACGAGAUGAACGGUGGAGCUGCUGGGGCGGCAGCCAACGCACAGCCGGCACAGAUGGACGACACGUCCAUUUACAUCGGCCAGGUAGACUACGGUAGCACACCCGAGGAGCUCCAGGCUCUCUUCCAGUCAUGCGGCACCAUUAACCGCGUGACGAUCCUAUGCGAUAAGUUCACGGGCCAACCCAAGGGCUACGCAUACAUCGAGUUUGCCUCACAUGACGCCGUGGAGAGCGCGCUCUUGCUGAACGACACCAUGUUCCGUGGCCGACAGCUUAAGGUCACGCCCAAGCGACAGAACGUGCGUGGAUUCAACAUGUCCCGUGGAGGCCGCGGAGGUCGUGGCCGAGGACGGGGACGAGGACGUGGCCGUGGCCCACCCCGUGGAGGAUUCCGUGGAGGUCGUGGACGCGGCUUCCACCCGUACUACUAGGUUGGUAGGUCAUAAUGAUGCUGAUGAACAACGAGCUCAUGAAUCUUGAGAAAA